CUUCGCACGACCUGCACACGUAAACAGACCCAAGAAAAACUCUCUCGGAACAAUGUGCGGAGGCGCCAUCCUCGCGGAACUGAUCCCGCCGACGCGGCGCGUGGCGCCGAAGCCGGUGACCGAGGGCCACCUCUGGCCGGCGAGCUCCAAGAAAGCCGGCAGCGGCAGCAACAAGAGGCACCACCACGAAUACGCCGACGACGACGAUUUUGAGGCCGCCUUCGAGGAGUUCGACGACGACUUUGACGUGCACGAAGACGACGAGGACCACCCUGACCACUUCGUGUUCUCGUCCAAAUCCGCUUUCUCCCCAGCGCACGACGGCAGGCGCGAUGCGCGAGCCGCGGCGAGCCAGAGGACGAAGCGCGGCCGCCGCCACUUCCACGGCAUCCGGCAGCGUCCCUGGGGCAAGUGGGCGGCGGAGAUCCGCGACCCGCACAAGGGCACCCGCGUCUGGCUCGGCACCUUCAACACCGCCGAGGACGCCGCCCGGGCCUACGACGUCGAGGCGCGCCGCCUCCGCGGCAGCAAGGCCAAGGUCAACUUCCCCGCAGCCAGCGCGCGCCCACGCGCACGCCGCGGCAAGGGCAACCCAAGAACCGCGCCGAAACCUGCAGCACAGGCACAGCCCGCUCUGCUCCUUCGAGGGGAGAAGGGUCUGGAAGGAGUUGCCGUGAAGCCUGAAACUACUAUGGACAUGUUCGACGUGGGCAGCUUCUUCGACAUGACCUUCCCCACCUUCCCAGCCGCGCCGGCGGCGGCCAUGGAGAGCUCCUUCGCUGGCAGCAGCGCCACGUCGGAGACCCGGAGCCCCGGGAAGAAGCUGAGAUACGACGACGGCGACUCGUCCGAGGGGAGCGGCUGUGGCUCCGCGCUGGAGCUCGCUGACGAGCUGGCGUUCGAUCCGUUUAUGCUACUGCAGAUGCCCUACUCUGGCGGGUACGAUUCCCUGGACGGCCUUUUCGCCGCAGAGGCCGUGCAGCAGGACGUGAACAACGACAUGAACGGCGUCAGCCUGUGGAGCUUCGACGAGUUCCCCGUCGACGGCUAUGUUUUCUGACGUACCCUAGCUAUCAGCUGCUGUACUCCUACUCAGUUGAACGAUGUUGGUGUUCAACCGAUCAACCGGACGAUCGAUGCGGCUGAUGGCCACUUUGGAGAAUGCUUACUGCUAGUACUAUUUGCUGCCUUGUGUAAUCAUUUGUGAUGGUACUGUUUGUGUGUUUGAUCGUUGUAGAUUCUGUAUCUGUAACGCUGCAGGCCCCCCUGAUCAUCAGAUUGUACUCCACUCUGAAUAUUUGUACUGUAUACUCGUUUGGUAUUUCCUACUGUUGGUCAAUAGUCCUAUGAAUUUGACCAUGUCGGCGAUGUUCCUUUAUACUGUACGGUUGUGAUUGUUAUGCAAAAUAAGCUUGUGAACCUGGUUCUAUAUAUGGUAUCUUGUUUA
Sorghum bicolor (sorghum) is the source of this 1447-nucleotide messenger RNA. Its product is annotated as ethylene-responsive transcription factor 1-like. Bases 53 to 1060 code for a protein of 335 amino acids. Lineage: Eukaryota; Viridiplantae; Streptophyta; Magnoliopsida; Poales; Poaceae. Gene Ontology annotation, biological process: regulation of DNA-templated transcription; ethylene-activated signaling pathway. The record is from RefSeq and is a predicted model, not a curated record. The transcript has 3 exons. Gene Ontology annotation, molecular function: DNA-binding transcription factor activity; DNA binding.